Messenger RNA from Exophiala xenobiotica, 2790 nucleotides. RefSeq lists its product as uncharacterized. Gene Ontology annotation, molecular function: calcium-dependent phospholipid binding; calcium ion binding. The transcript has a single exon. The record is from RefSeq and is a predicted model, not a curated record. Gene Ontology annotation, cellular component: cytoplasm. The coding region runs from base 218 to 2623 and encodes 801 amino acids. NCBI's taxonomy places the organism in Eukaryota, Fungi, Ascomycota, Eurotiomycetes, Chaetothyriales, Herpotrichiellaceae.
GCAAUGUCCACAGCUAAGUUUGGGGGCGGUUCACACCAACCAGCCAAUGUGAUGUUUCAGCUGAAGGGUGAGCAGGCGUAGCAGGCCAGCCACUGCAGACCAAUUUAUCGAGACCGGGCGCAGCUGAGAUUUGUACCUGAUGAUCUCCCCUUUUCUGCUCCUUCGACACGGGAAAAUUCGUAAGUGCUAGCAAGAACAGGUCUUAUGAGCAUGCCAAAUGUCGUCAAUGCUAGAAGUUCGCGACCAGCGUCGAUCCAGAUCAAAAUCCCCGGGUGGGAGAGACAGGGAUAGGUCGAGAUCGCACUCACGCGACAACCGCGGGUCGGAUGACAGAAGCGAAUACAGCAAAAGGUCGAGCAAGAAAUAUGUAGAACCGGAGGAGGACGAGGAGGACCGCAGGUACAAAGAGAAGAGAUCGGGCAAGAAGUACUACGAAUCAGAGGAGGAAGACGACCGGCGCAGGCGUACAAGCUCCCAGAGAUACGUCGAUGACAGGGAAGAGGAGGGCAGAUACCGAUCGUCCAGGUCUACACAAGAAUACCGCAACCGGGACAUCUCAGUCUCGGACGACGACAGAGGAUACUCGCGAUCCAAGAAGAAAUCAGACAGCGACUCUGACAGGCGCAGAGAGCGGGACAGACCAAGCAAGAAGAAAUACGAUGAUUCUGACGAGAGCGAGAGCGAUGAUUACCGGCGACGUUCCAGCAAGCGAGAACCACAUGCCGACUAUGCUGAGGCACGACCUCGGGAAGUCCGUCAUUCGAGUUACAACAGCACAGAUUCGCGCUAUGCAGCUGCUGGACGUGCUCCUUCUCCUCCUAACCAGCGAACUGCCUCGAAUGGCCAGCGAUAUGCAGAAGUUGAACAAUACAAAUAUGCACAGCCAAGCCAGUUUACAGAGAGAAAGCCGGAGUAUGAGCGGUCUCGACCGUCAGACAGCAAGCGAAGAGACGAUGACUACAGAAGCGAUAAAUACGAGAAAAAGUAUCGGGACGAUGGGUAUGAGGCACGCGAGCUCAAAGAGAAGAAAUACUACCAGGACAGAUACGAGACCCGCGAGCCCAGCGACAAAAGAUACCACGACGAUAAGUACGGUCCUUCACGGGACAAUGUGACCAAAAGGAUGUCUGCUUUGGCCGUCGGGGGCGCCGCUACAUUAGGAGUUGCAGGACUGGCCGCGCAUGGUGCUGGCGGUAAGCCACCAGCAUCACCAUUGCUAGAGGCGUAUAAGGGCACAUACCAAUCGAUUUCGCCUAUGCCUUCAGCAUUGGUCCUUGCAAACCACAAAGACGACUCGGACCUUUCAGAUCUAGACUUGGACACGGAUGGGGAUUCCGACGAUCCAAAUGCCGAUCUCAAACGUAAGAUCCGCAAGCUCGAGAUGGAAAAACAGAAAUAUACCAAAGACCAAAGAAAGAGUGUCAACCUUGGCACAACAGAAGUUCGCUCACGACGACUGUCCAGCCUCGAAUCACCUAGCGAGCACACCAUGAUCGAAAUCACGCCCGGUGGUGGCAGACGGGAACGCGCCAGCUCCAAUGUGAGCAUCUUAUCUACAGGUGGCACUGGCAAGAAAAAGUCGGUAUCUUUCUAUGAUCCUACAGACGAUGCCGAACGGAUCGCCGCGGCACUUGCCGGCACACGAAGCGCCCCUGAUCCGAGGCCACUCGUUCAGAUCCUUCCUUUUCUGUCAACAGAUGACCUCCUGGCGCUGCGCGGCGAGUAUAAGAAACAUGCCAAAGUCAAUGGCCAGGGGAUCAAUAUCGCCAAACACAUCAAGAUGCGCAUCCCGGGUAAUCUGGGUAAAGCAUGCUACGCGACCGCUCUGGGCCGGUGGGAAAGCGAAGCAUACUGGGCGAACUCAUGGUACCAAGGAGGCGCGUCACGGCGCGAAUUGCUGAUUGAGAGUCUCAUGGGCCGUUCGAACAGCGACAUCCGCGAGAUCAAGAAUUGUUUCAAGGACAAGAAAUACAAUGACGACCUGGACAAGUGUAUCCGCACCGAACUCAAGGCCGACAAAUUCCGCAUGGCCAUCCUCCUUGCGCUCGAGGAGCGUCGCAUGCCCGAGUCAUCGCCCCUCGAUAUCAAGCUCGUGCGUGACGAUGUGCAGAACCUGGCGCGAGCGCUGGACUCUCCAGGCGGCGAAUCCGACAUGAUCAAGAUCAUCGUCAUUCGCAGCGACGCGCACUUACGUGAGGUGCUCAGGCUAUUCGAGCGGACGUAUCGCGUUAGUUUCCCACGGCAGAUGAUCUCCAAGUCGCGCAACCUGGUGGGUGAGACGCUGGCGCACAUUCUCAACGGCGCGCUGAACAGACCUAUGCGUGAUGCGCUGUUGUUGCACCAGGCCAUCAGCGAGACUGCUCCUGGCAAGGAGAGGACGGAGUUGUUGAUUUCCAGGCUGGUCAGGAUGCAUUGGGAACCGAAGCACCUGCAGAAAGUCAAGGCCGUGUUUAAAGAGCGGUAUGGGCACACCGUCGAAGAUGCGAUCAAGCAUGAAGUCUGGGUGCACAUGAAGACGCCCGAGGGUCGGAUUUGUGCAGAGUUCUGUGCUGCUUUGACACAGAGCAGUUCGUAUGAUAGGAGGGGCGUCGCGAUGGAUACGCCUGUCGAGUUCAUCAGGUAAAGGAGUGGCAGAAAAAGAGAAAAGCAAAUGCUUCGACCCGGCCACGAAAUGUCUUGGGGUUGUAUUUUCGAAAGGUCGUGUCUAGUUAGUACUCAUCGAAGGUUGAUGAGGCUGGGUGGGCAUGGUAUAUACUACCGUCUCAUGGGAAAAUCGUGGAAUGAAACUCG